AUGACCACCCAAACUAUGAAAGAUGAUCCUACGGAAUUGGAUAGUCCAAAUUCUAACACAUAUGAUGCUUCGGCCGUAAUCAAAUCUUUUGUUAAAGAGGCUUCUGAACAGGGCAUUCAUCUCCGUAAGGCAGGUGUCACCAUGGAAUGUGUUUCAGUAGAAGGUCUGGAUUCUAGGUUUUUGGAAGGGCAAACAUUUGGUGAUAUUUUGUGUUUACCAUGGACAAUUAUUAAAGGCGUCCGUGAACGUAGGAAUCGCAAAAAGAUGAUAAUGAUUCUGAAAAGCGUUAGUCUGUUGGCUAAACCAGGGGAGAUGGUCCUUGUUCUAGGAAGACCGGGCGCCGGCUGCUCUUCCUUUUUAAAAAGUGCAGCUGGCGAGACUAGUCAAUUUGCUGGUGGUGUAGCAACAGGUGCCAUAUCAUAUGACGGUAUCCCUCAGAAGGAAAUGAUGCGGCAUUACAAGUCAGAUGUGAUUUAUAAUGGGGAACAAGACGUCCAUUUCCCGCAUUUGACUGUAAAACAGACUCUGGAUUUUGCUAUCGGCUGUAAGAUGCCUGCGAAGAGAGUCAAUGAUGUCACAAGGGAAGAAUAUGUUGCCACCACUAGAGAAUUCUAUGCGAAAAUUUUUGGCUUAACGCACACUUAUGAUACAAAAGUCGGUAACGAUUUUAUUAGCGGCGUAUCUGGAGGUGAACGAAAACGUGUUUCCAUUGCUGAAGCAUUAGCGGCGAGAGGUUCGAUCUACUGCUGGGAUAAUGCUACGAGAGGUCUUGACGCCUCUACGGCACUAGAGUUUGCGCAGGCCAUUCGUACUAUGGGCAAACUGCUGGGACUAACAACUCUAGUUACUAUUUACCAGGCCAGUGAAAACAUUUAUGAAACAUUUGAUAAAGUAACUGUCUUAUAUGCUGGCAGACAAGUAUUCUACGGCAAAGCUACCGAGGCCAAGAAUUAUUUUGAAAGCAUGGGCUACUUGUGCCCACCAAGACAAUCUACCGCUGAAUAUUUGACCGCCAUCACUGAUCCUAACGGUCUGCACGAAAUAAAGCCCGGCCUUAGGGACCAAGUACCUCAUACCGCUGAGGAAUUUGAGAAAUACUGGCUCAAUUCCCCAGAGUAUGCCUGCUUGCAGCGCGAGAUCCAGAAGUCCAAACAUGAAGUAAAUGCUGAGAAGACCAAAAAAGCAUACAAUGAGUCUAUGGCACAGGAAAAAUCGAAAGGCGCAAGAAAAUACUCUUACUACACCAUAUCUUACUGGGAGCAAGUUAGACUUUGUACCAUUAGAGGUUUUCAGAGAAUUUACGGCGAUAGGUCAUACACUGUGAUUAACACAUGCGCUGCGAUAGCACAGGCAUUUAUCACAGGGUCACUAUUUUAUCAAUCACCUCCCUCCACUCUGGGCGCGUUCUCUAGAAGUGGUGUCCUCUUUUUUUCCCUGUUGUAUUAUUCUUUGAUGGGCCUAGCUAAUAUUAGUUUUGAGCAUAGACCCAUAUUGCAAAAGCACAAGGUAUACUCCCUCUACCAUCCCUCGGCAGAGGCAUUGGCAAGUACAAUAUCCUCAUUCCCAUUCAGAAUGAUUGGUCUAACCCUCUUCAUAAUCAUUCUGUACUUCUUGGCCGGUCUACACAGGAGCGCCGGAACCUUCUUUACUCUGUAUUUGUUUUUGACAAUGUGUUCGGAAGCUAUUACAAGUUUGUUUCAAAUGAUUUCCUCUCUCUGUGACACAUUGUCACAGGCCAACUCGAUUGCUGGUGUUGUGAUGUUGUCUAUUGCCAUGUAUUCGACGUACAUGGUACAACUACCUUCAAUGCACCCGUGGUUCAAGUGGAUUUCGUACAUUCUUCCCAUCAGAUAUGCUUUUGAAUCGAUGCUGAACGCAGAAUUUCAUGGAAGGCAUAUGGAUUGUGGGGGUACCUUGGUUCCUUCCGGACCUGGUUUUGAAAAUGUAUUACCUGAAAAUCAAGUGUGUGCUUUUAUUGGUUCCAGGCCUGGUCAAUCUUGGGUUCUUGGCGACGAUUAUUUAAGGGCCCAAUAUCAAUAUGAGUAUAGCAACACUUGGAGAAACUUCGGGAUUAUGUGGUGUUUCUUGAUUGGCUACAUCAUUUUGAGGGCACUGUUCACUGAGUACAAAAGUCCGGUUAAAAGUGGAGGUGAUGCUCUAGUUUUCAAGAAGAAUGCAAAGAAUGCCCCACAAAAAUCAUGGAGCGACAAAAAUGAUGAAGAAAACCUUAGCACGUCUAUAGCAACCCAAGAUAUGAAGGAUGUAGCUUCGAGUAACGGCGAUAGCACAUAUUCAGAAUUCGACGGGUUGGAGUCUACCGGAGUGUUUAUCUGGAGAAACGUUACUCUCACGGUGCAGCAUUCCAACGGGAAACGUAAACUUUUGGACAACGUAAGCGGUUACUGUGUUCCAGGCACUUUGACCGCGUUGAUAGGUGAGUCCGGUGCUGGUAAAACCACUUUAUUGAACACCUUGGCCCAAAGGAACGUGGGGACGAUCACCGGUGAUAUGUUGGUUAAUGGCCUGCCAAUUGACGCAAGUUUUGCACGGCGUACUGGCUACGUACAGCAGCAGGAUAUUCAUAUUGCAGAACUAACUGUCAGAGAAUCUUUGCAAUUUAGUGCCCGCAUGCGGCGGCCACAAUCUAUACCUGACACUGAAAAGAUGGAGUACGUUGAAAAGAUUAUAUCUAUUCUUGAAAUGCAGGAGUUUUCGGAAGCUCUUGUGGGUGAGAUUGGUCACGGUUUGAAUGUUGAACAAAGAAAGAAGCUAUCAAUUGGAGUCGAGCUUGUCGGUAAGCCUGAUUUAUUAUUGUUUUUGGACGAACCAACAUCUGGGUUGGAUUCGCAAUCUGCGUGGGCUGUUAUCAAGGUGUUAAAAAGAUUGGCCCGAUCAGGCCAGUCGAUUUUGUGUACUAUACACCAACCAUCUGCUACUCUUUUUGAACAGUUUGACUGGUUAUUGCUUUUAGGAAAAGGUGGUCGAACAAUUUAUUUUGGUGGAAUAGGUGAAAACUCAAGCUCUGUUGUGGAGUAUUUUGAAAAGAAUGGUGCUAGGAAAUGCAAAAACAACGAGAACCCCGCUGAGUAUAUUCUAGAGGCCAUUGGUGCUGGUGCCAGCACUACUGUUCAACAGGACUGGUCUACUAUAUGGCAGGCCUCCUGCGGGAAUGCAAACGUCUGCAAAAAAAUAAGCACUAUGAUCAAAGAUUUGUCCUCUUCGAAAUCAAAGAAGGUAGCCGUAAAACUCUCCAAGUAUGCAACAUCGUAUUCCUACCAGUUCUGGUAUGUCCUCCGCAGAUCUAGUCUGACUUUCUGGAGGAACCUGAACUAUGUCAUGGCCAAGAUGAUGCUGUUGAUAGUUAGUGGUUUGUUCAUCGGCUUUACGUUUUUCCAUGUGGGCGCCAACGUUAUUGGGUUGCAAAAUACAUUGUUUGCCUGUUUUAUGGCCAUCGUUAUAUCAGCCCCGGCAACAAAUCAGAUCCAGGAACGCGCUACUGCGGCUAAGGAACUAUACGAAGUUCGAGAGUCUAAAUCUAACAUGUUCCACUGGUCUUUACUUCUGAUCACUCACUAUUUAAAUGAAUUGCCUUACCAUUUACUCUUUUCAACUAUUUUUUUCGUUUCGUUGUAUUUUCCUCUGGGAAUAUUUUUCGAGGUCUCUAGAUCUGGUGUCUUCUAUCUGAACUAUGCCAUACUCUUCCAGCUGUACUAUAUCGGUCUUGCUUUGAUGGUUCUGUACAUGUCUCCAAAUCUACAGUCUGCAAAUGUCAUCAUAGGUUUUGUGCUUUCGUUCUUGCUCUCCUUCUGCGGUGCCGUUCAACCUUCCUUCCUCAUGCCUGGAUUCUGGACAUUUAUGUGGAAGCUGUCCCCUUACACGUAUUUUUUGCAAAAUUUCAUUGGCUUACUGAUGCAUGACACACCGGUAAUAUGUUCAGAGAAGGAGCUCUCUGUUUUCAAUCCUCCUAUAGGCCAAACAUGUGGGGAAUUCACCAAACCGUUUUUCGAGCUUGGGACUGGAUAUAUUGCAAACCCAGACGCUACCUCCGAUUGUGCGUACUGCCAGUUCAAAGUGGGAGACGAAUACUUGGCUCGCAUAAAUGCAAGCUUCAGUUAUCUAUGGAGAAACUUUGGCUUAAUUUGGGCUUAUAUCGCUUUCAAUAUCUUUGGUAUGAUUGCAGUUUACUAUGUCUUUCAAGUCAGGCAUUUUUCCCUUAUGAAGAUUGGCUUUGUGAAAAGGAUAGUAUUUGAAUUCAAGAGGAAGUGA
Saccharomyces mikatae IFO 1815 is the source of this 4266-nucleotide messenger RNA. RefSeq names its product ATP-binding cassette multidrug transporter PDR18 (gene PDR18). Gene Ontology annotation, cellular component: membrane. The transcript has a single exon. Gene Ontology annotation, molecular function: ATP hydrolysis activity; ABC-type transporter activity; ATP binding. The record is from RefSeq and is a predicted model, not a curated record. The coding region runs from base 1 to 4266 and encodes 1421 amino acids. Gene Ontology annotation, biological process: transmembrane transport. Lineage: Eukaryota; Fungi; Ascomycota; Saccharomycetes; Saccharomycetales; Saccharomycetaceae.